Messenger RNA from Trypanosoma theileri, 1203 nucleotides. RefSeq lists its product as uncharacterized. The record is from RefSeq and is a predicted model, not a curated record. The transcript has a single exon. The coding region runs from base 1 to 1203 and encodes 400 amino acids. Lineage: Eukaryota; Euglenozoa; Kinetoplastea; Trypanosomatida; Trypanosomatidae. Gene Ontology annotation, cellular component: Golgi apparatus; endoplasmic reticulum; plasma membrane.
AUGCCAGAAACCUCAAGAAGUACGUUGGAUUUGCUGCGGCAACAGCGGUUGCCUGCGUGGCAGCCUAUUCUUACACCCCCACUUGUGGUGUUGGGAUUUGCAAUUGUGACUAUUAUUUUUAUCCCACUUGGCGGUAUGAUUGCAGUAACGAACAAACAGGCAAUGGAAAUAAAUGUUCGCUACGAUGAUAUUCAACAUUGCACUAGAACACAUAAUACUGGUGAAUUUACUUAUGAAGGUAAUAAUAUGACAUAUAAAACAGGAUGUCUGACUGAAGUUAACUUUGAAAUAAAAGAAACCAUGAGAGCUCCUAUAUAUCUUUACUACGGUCUAACUAAUUUUUAUCAAAAUCACAGACGCUAUUCCAAUUCACGAAGUGAUGCACAACUAGCUGGAGCUGUUGUAAGAGACAUUCCUGAUGCUUCACCUCUUGUUGUACCAGGUGAGAUUACCAGCACCACAGGUACUCCUAUUACAUAUGGAGGAAAUUCAGAUUUGCAUUAUAAAGAUUUUAUUUAUGUUCCUGCUGGCCUUAUUGCGUGGUCAAUGUUUAAUGAUACUUUUACUCUUUACAAAAAGAAAGAUUCAACUGGAGCGGAACCAGAUUUGGAGCUUAUAUGUAAUGGUACAGAUUUUUCAAAGAAAAAUAAUGAACCUCUUGGAGAAUCUAUUUCUAAAAAUUAUUGUUCUAAAAAAGGUAUUGCAUGGGAAACUGACGUUAAAGAAAGAUUUAAAGAACCAGAUUUGGCGACCUAUCAUCUUUUUUGGACUGCAGCAAGAGAUUUAUACACUGGAGUAAAUUCUUCUCCUCCUUUAUCAAAUGAUUCAUUUUUUAAUAAUGGAUGGUACGCGAAUGAACUUGGUCAUGCUAUUCCUGUUACAACAGAUGAAGAUUUAAUGGUAUGGAUGCGUACAGCAUCACUUCCAAAAUUUCGAAAACUUCAUCGUAUAAUUCAUAAAGAUUUAGUCCCUGGAAAAUAUGUAAUGAAGAUUGGUGAACAUUUUGAUAUAUCAUCAUUUGGUGGAACAAAAUCAUUUUCAUUGGCUACACUUUCUUGGCUCGGUGGAAAGAAUAAUAAUCUUGCUGUGAUGUAUUUCUCAGUGGGGGGAAUUGCUGCUUUAUUUGCUGUAAUACUUUUGGUGGCUUACCGAAUUGGUGGUGAUCGUGCAUCAAAGGCUAUUGAAGAAUUGGUUCAAAAAUAA